AUGAAUAAUACAACAAUUGGUUAUAAAAAUUUACAUAUUGAUAUUUAUUGUUUAUCAUCAUCACUUACAUUUUUUUUUGAAAUUGUCGAUGAAAAAGUAAUUGAUACAAAAGAAUUUCGAGAAUUUGAAAAAAAUUGUAUUGUUUCAUCAUUAAACCAAUGGAUACCAACAACCACCAUAGAUUUUGAGUAUUUCAUGUCAAAUUUAGAAACCGAAAAUUCAUAUAAACCAUUGGGUGACCAAUUAUUGACUUAUACAUUACAAGAAGAAGAAUCUUCUCCUUAUUUUAUUGAUUAUCAAAAUUGGUUUAUUUAUCUUCUUUAUCAACAAUAUCAAAAUGAUAAUAAUCAAAUAUGUUAUGCACCGAUUGGAUUUACUAAAGUUUAUCUUCAUUAUACUUAUUCCAAUAAAAAACGACCAAAAAUUAGUCAAAUGUUAAUUUUACCACCAUAUCAAAGAAAAGGUCAUGGUCGACGUCUUUUGAAAUCUAUUUAUAAUGAUUUACGAAAUGAUUCUCGCGUUCAAGAUAUUACAGGUAUUCGAAAUUUUUCUAAAAGAAAGGGUCAAGAGAUAAUAUCUUAUUUUAAAAAAAAGGAUAAAUUUAUUGCAUUACGUGAUCUUGUUUCACUUGAAUUAUGUCAUACAUAUUUACCUGAUUUAUUUUCAAAAGAAUCAAUUAAUAAAGUAAAUCGGUUAACAAAAGAAAUGAUUGAUAAAGCACAAGAACAACAAACACGACGUGUUUAUGAAAUGUAUUUUCUUCGAUCAAUUAAUCAAAAUGAUGAUGAACAAAUGAAACGCUUUCGAUUAAUUGUUAAACAACGUCUUUUUCAUUCAAUACAAUCUAAUAAACAUCCUGAUCUUCAAAUAACAAAUCUAGAAAUUCGAAAAAUUUAUUUAAUUACUCAAUAUGAAAAUGUUCUUCAACAUUACGAAUAUAUUCUUGAAACAUUUGACAAACAUUAUUAUAAUUAA
Rotaria sp. Silwood1 is the source of this 975-nucleotide messenger RNA. The record is from the annotation of a GenBank genome assembly. NCBI's taxonomy places the organism in Eukaryota, Metazoa, Rotifera, Eurotatoria, Philodinida, Philodinidae.